UAUGUUUCAUGAAGAUUAUCAAGCAAACAUCUACUCCUCGUCUGAUUGCUUAUAGUCAGUAGUGGCCGCAUUACAUUUUCAUAAAAUUGGCAAGAGCUGAACUUUUAGAACCCGCUCUGCUAGCAGCGGUCUUGUCGCCCAUGUUCCCACAAUCCUCCGCACAUUUCACGCGUGCAAUCAUUGAAAAUGAAUGUAUCCAACGUCAAGCCAAGGACACCAGCGUACCAAAUUGAGUGUGGAACUCAGAGCUCAAACGGCUACUUAAGGUACUCGCGCGGUUUCAAGAUUCAGUGAGGAGAAUUGAAACAUCAAAGGCUUUUCAAAUUGUAUCGAUUUAAAACGAUAUGGCAAAAGGAGAGGGCGCGGAGCAAUAUGCCGCGGCAAGUCUAUUACCAACAAAACCAAUAAGUCAAGAUGGAAUCAAAAUUGGCAAGCGGAGGGACAACAAUGGCCGUCUGUCAAUGUGCAGUAAGUUGUGCUAUGCAAUCGGAGGGGCUCCCUACCAGAUCACAGGCAGCGCGCUGGGCUUCUUUCUCCAGAUCUACCUGCUGGAUGUGGCCCAGCUGGACCCAUUAUAUGCCUCUAUCAUCUUGUUUGUGGGCCGGGCCUGGGAUGCAGUGACGGACCCAACGGUGGGCUUCCUGGUUAGUCGGAGCAGAUGGACCAGGUGUGGCCGGAUGAUGCCCUGGAUCCUCAUCUCCACUCCGUUUGCAGUGCUCACCUACUUCCUGAUCUGGUAUGUCCCUCCGGUGGAGCAGGGGAAGGUCCUGUGGUACCUUGUCUUCUACUGCCUCUUCCAGUCUCUGCAGACGUGCUUCCAUGUGCCGUACUCAGCGCUCACCAUGUUCAUCAGCAUGGACCAGAAAGAGAGGGACUCUGCCACUGCCUACCGUAUGACAGUGGAGGUGCUGGGAACAGUGGUUGGCACAGCAAUCCAGGGGCAGAUUGUGGGCGGGGCGAUCGCCCCCUGUCUCCCAGGUGACCUGGAUGUCCUUGACAACGGUAACUCCACACUGCUGGGGUCAGACGUCAACAUCACCCACAUCUCCCUAGAUGAAACGAAACAAGCCUACCUCAUCGCCUCAGCAGUCAUCUGUACCAUGUACGUUCUCUGUGCUGCAGUCCUGUUCCUGGGAGUCAGAGAGCAGGAAGAGUGUGGGCGUCUGAAGACAGAACCCAUGUCGUUCUUUGAGGGCGUGAGGAUGGUGAUGGGAUAUGGGCCGUAUGUCAAACUGGUCAUGGGAUUCCUCUUCACCUCGCUGGCUUUCAUGCUCCUGGAGGGGAACUUUGCCCUGUUCAUCACCUACACCCUGGGCUUUAGAAAUGACUUCCAGAACAUUCUGCUGGUCAUUAUGCUCUCUGGGACUUUGUCCAUUCCAUUCUGGCAGUGGUUCCUGAUCCGAUUCGGGAAGAAGACUGCCGUCUACAUUGGCAUCACGUGGGCAGUGCCCUUCAUGAUCCUGAUCGUCUGCAUAGAAAGCAGUCUCAUUGUGGCCUAUGUGGUCUCUGUGGCUGCAGGAGUCAGUGUGGCUGCAGCUUUUCUCCUACCUUGGUCAAUGCUUCCAGAUGUGGUGGAUGAUUUCAAAGUGAAGAAUCCAGACUCUAGUGGCCACGAGGCCAUUUUCUACUCCUUCUAUGUCUUCUUCACCAAGUUUGCCUCAGGAAUAUCCCUCGGCAUCUCUACUCUCAGUCUAGACUUUGCCGGCUAUGUGACCAGAGGCUGCUCGCAACCCGACGCAGUGAAUUUAACGCUGAAGGUGCUGGUCUCUCCUGCUCCUGUUGUUCUGAUAUUCCUGGGGCUGUUUAUAUUCAAGACCUACCCCAUCGACGAGGAGAGGAGGCAAGGCAACCGGAAACUACUGCAGGAGAUGCGGGCGAGCGAUCAGGAUUCCGAGACAGAGUCCACAGAGCUUGGGAGCGUUGUAUAGGAACCCCCUGGAGAGAAGGGCGACCAACCAAAAGGCCACCGCUGUCCCGCGUGUUUGCAGUGGCAGGCUGGAGUGAUGAGGCCACUGGGGAGCCUGGACAGAGUUUGUGAGUUUUGGGUUAAGCUGGACUAACGGAGGAGAAACCACAGACCACACUACUGCUACAUGAACACAAUGGCCCUCGUCUCCACAGGAUUCCACAGGUUACAGAGACCUCUAGUGGACAUUUUGAGUCAUCGCUCUCUGUAGAGUACCUACUGUACUGUACUAUGUAUGUGAUUCGUGAUACUGGUUUAUCGGUUUUGUUUGUUUACAUGACAAACAUUAGUUUGGGAUUGUUAAUCAUGCAUUUACCCAUCAAAUUCAAGAUUUUUUUUAAUGAGAUGUUUGUCUACCUGAACCAAGGAUAUUAGGUCAAAGGGUGGGAAAGCUUUCUCUGCACUAAAACAAUACUUUCCAAUCAGCAGGAUGGUCCUCAUAGAGGGAGGAUUUCAGCAUUCAUUUUUUGGGGCAUAUCAGUAACUGCACUGGAUUUAAAUGGUUAUUUACAACAACAAAAAAUAAAUAAACUAAUUUCAAGAGGAUAGUACUCCUCUUUAGGGAUGUGGAGAGCACAUAACUAUUACAAUCUUAUCCACUGGAAUUACAUUUGUGUCUCAUGGGGAAAAGAAACAAGGAACCUUGUAAAAGAAACUCUAACCUUAAUGAACUCAUUAACAUUGCCAAUAAUGUGUCUAGAUUUCAGACUUACUAUAGCUAGGCUAGCUGAUUUCCACCUUUAUAAUUACUGGCUUAACAGCGCGGAUUGUAGAGUUGUACUUUGUAAACCUUGUUGUCGCAAUAAGAUUUUCUGUACAAGUUUGAACUAAAUUCUAUUUGGUCAAAGUUGUUUCUCCCCCACGAUACUAAGACUUUCCUUAAAAAGCCGUCUUUCUUGGUGAGUCCAAAGGCUAGUGGGGAGACUAACAACUUAUCUCAGGCCUAACUUGAUGUUUGAUGCCUUCAACUGUAUGUCUUAGAGGCCAUCUUGGCCCAAAGCACAGAAUCUUCACUAACUAUUUAAAACUAGUUAUGUUUCGAUGAAAGCACACCGUACUAAUUUGGUAAUAAUCAUUGCAGAUAAUCAAAUUCUAUAUACACUCGUCUGAAUAUGGAUGUUUACAUUUUGUGUGUGUGCACACAGUAUAUGACUAAACCCCCCCACACACACGUUGUAUGAUCAUCAGAAUGAUUAGUUGACUGUCAACACAUGAUAGGCUUAAUUUGUUUCUCAUAUUAUUUAGAAGUAUUUUCUAAAGAUAAUGUGUCAGUUGAGGCUGUGUCCUGAUCUUAUGGUGUGUGCAAUGUGACCAACAAUCAGUUUUUUAAUGUCUGUACUCUUGUUAUGAAUCUUUUUGAUCAGACCAAAGCCAAGUUUUCUAUUUUAUCAAACAAAUCAAAAUUCAGAACUCAAAUGUUUUUUACUCUUGAAUGUCUCAAGUAUAAGUACUGUAAUAUUGAACAACCUUGACAAAUCCUAAGCAGUAUCUAGAUAUCUAAAAACAGAGUAUUUUCUUUGGGUAGUAGCCUACAAUGGGUACAUAACCUCUUAGAUGUAAAAUCCCCUAUUUAGGUGACCUGCGUGGUGGUUCUGGGACAUUUAUGCUCGUAAAUUGAUCUGUGAACACCGUAGAUCGAAAUGACUUGCAUUGAGCGAUGGCCCUUGUUCCCAGGGACACAGUGGCCUGUGCGACAUAGGAUGUGAAAUCUGAAACCACUAGAAGCUGGGCUGUCUCUCCUACCAUUUCAUUCGCUCUUCUGAGUGUCCAACUCCUGCCUGAACCCUACAUCACAGCCACUGACAAAGCACAUACCUGCCAUCCUUACAUCGUAGUGCAGCAGGAGACAGUGGUUUCAUCACUAUAGCACAUCCAGACAUCGAUUUAUAGCUAUUAAUCUAAAAUAAUUCAUAGAUUUUAAACCAGUACACUGUCAUAGAUGUAAGAUGAAAGGCGCUUUCCUAAUGAGUUCAGGAAGCCAAGCUAGAGCUCUGUGUGAUCACAGCUGUGGGGCAGAGAGACCUUUAGAAAAUAUGCACAGUUUCUCACACUAAACAUACAAAUAUGUAUUUUACAGUUAAAAGGAAGGUAAAAUCUUAGUCCUUGGUUUUAUAAUUUGAUUAUACUGUAUAGAGCAUAUGUCAUUUCAAGCUUUAUUCAUACGGUUUUGUUGAAUAGUAAAUGUCAGAAAAUUACGUAUUUUCAGCAAAAAUGUACUUGAGCUUGUGUCCUCAAAAGGGACUACACCUCAGCAUUUAAUUUAUAUAUUUUUUUAAUUUCCAGAAAGUUGAGAUUUUAACAUUUUCUUGGAGUAUGCAGCAUUAUUAGUUAUCGUUUAUGGUCCUUGCAUGAUGAAUAAUUACUUUUGGGGAUUAUGCAGAUUACAGUUUAGAUUACAUGAAGAGGUUUUUAAGAGCUUUCUCCAAUGUGCUCCUCACUCCAGUAUGGUGCUGUUUUGGUGUACAUGUUUUGUGUAUAUAUUGUUUGUAAAUUGUAAAUAUGUUUGAAACUGGAUAAAGUUUACAGCACUGACAGCUGCUAAAAAAUAUGUACAAUAAUAAAAUGACAUUGGU
Oncorhynchus mykiss (rainbow trout) is the source of this 4539-nucleotide messenger RNA. RefSeq names its product sodium-dependent lysophosphatidylcholine symporter 1-B. Gene Ontology annotation, biological process: lipid transport across blood-brain barrier; carbohydrate transport; fatty acid transport. The record is from RefSeq and is a predicted model, not a curated record. Gene Ontology annotation, cellular component: plasma membrane. Lineage: Eukaryota; Metazoa; Chordata; Actinopteri; Salmoniformes; Salmonidae. Gene Ontology annotation, molecular function: lysophospholipid:sodium symporter activity; fatty acid transmembrane transporter activity.